ACCUACUGGAUCAGCCUGAGGGUUGAAUAAAUACUGAAACCUCCCAUGUAUUUAUGCCUCUCAGCUUUCAAGUUUCAAUCCUGUAGUGAAAACUCAGCUUCUCAGCUCUGAAAUGAGUGCCACAAAGGCUUCCCUACCCAUGCUCAGCACCACAGACAGCCCACAGGAGGGAGAAAUGGGUAAAACACUUCAAGGAAAAUGUCUCAGAGUCGUCUCCCCUGAGUAUCCUGCUAAGCUUCACUGCUGCUAUGGAGUGAUAAUGGUCCUCACUGGAGCUGUAGUUGCUCUUUCAGUUGCUUUGUCAGUGAGAACAACAGAACAGAUCUCAAUAAAAAAUAAUACAUAUUCUGCUUGCCCCAGAAAAUGGAUUGGAUUUGGAAAUAAAUGUUUUUAUUUUUCUGAAUACUCAAGUAACUGGACAUUUGCCCAGGCCUUCUGCAUGGCACAAGAGGCCCAACUAGCUCGGUUUGACAACCUGGAGGAGCUGAAUUUCCUAAUGAGAUUCAAGGGGAAUUUUGAUUGUUGGAUUGGCCUGCACAGAGAGUCGUUAGAGCACCCUUGGAAGUGGACAGACAACACUGAGUAUAACAAUNNGAUUUCCAUCCGGGGAGUGGAAAGAUGUGCCUACUUGAACAACAAUGGCAUCAGCAGUGCCAGGAUCUAUGCAGAUCGAUCAUGGAUCUGUAGCAAGCUCAACAGCUAUAGCCUCCACUGCCAAACUCCUCUUUUUCCUUUCUAGCAUUUGCCAAGAGACGCUUUUUAGCCUGGUAUCUAUGGGCGCUACUCCUUCCCUAUGGUCCCACAGUGCUAUCAAACCAGAUUAAGAAUAUUUCUUAACAUGACAAAUGAAAACCAUCAGGGCUGGAGAGAUUCAGUGGUUAAGAGCACUGACUGCUCUUCUGAUGGUCCUGAGUUCACAUCUGAG
Messenger RNA from Mus pahari (shrew mouse), 925 nucleotides. RefSeq names its product C-type lectin domain family 2 member D11-like. The record is from RefSeq and is a predicted model, not a curated record. Gene Ontology annotation, cellular component: external side of plasma membrane. The coding region runs from base 113 to 739 and encodes 208 amino acids. The transcript has 5 exons. NCBI's taxonomy places the organism in Eukaryota, Metazoa, Chordata, Mammalia, Rodentia, Muridae.